AUGGCCUUUUACAGGAAUUUAAUAAAAUAUUAUGUCUUACAAAAGUGCCCUAAACAUUCUACACUUAUAAGAUUCCCUCUGCAUCAGCCUUUGCUCUUUAAUUCCAACAUUUACAGAAAAAACUUUAAUACAAGCUCCAAUUAUUAUGUUAAAAUGUUCAUGGAAAAGGAAAAUAAAUAUGCUUAUGAGAUAAUGGAAAAUUGUGGAUAUGCUACCCAACUUAAAAACGUUUUAUCAUUGAACUCUAUCUUAACACCAAAUGAUGAUUUUGAUAACUUGAUAAAUAAAGAUUGGUCUAAGGAGUCUACUUCAGAAAUAUUUAGAGUAUUUCCUUUAAUUGCAUUAUACUGCUCUAAAAAUAAUAUAUGUAUCUCUAAUGCAAUCUUUGACAAUUAUAUUGAUUCUUUAACAGAUAAUAUUGAAAAAAGCACAACUGAAGAAUUAAAAUCACAUUUUUUUACUCUAUCUGAAUUUCCAGAGACAGCAUCAAUAAGAACAAGAAAUUAUGUGGAAAUAUGGGCAGCUUUAGAUGACGCCUGUAUGAAUAGAUUUAGAGAUUGGUCUUAUGAUGAAAUUCUCUCUUUCUGUGCAUUGUUUUAUAAGCUUAGUGCAACUAAAGCAUCAGAUUUUUGUUAUAAAGGUAUUCAAAAAUUAACAUACAGAGCAAGCAAAUUGAAUAAGUCACAACUAGUACAAACAUUUUUCUUUAUAUCUGCAAUGAGGUUUUCACCUCAUGAUAUGCAUGGUAUGGAACUUGCCGUAGAAAAAUAUUUUGAUGAAAUGAGCAUAGACGAGUUAGCCAUAGUGUCUAUGGGAUUCUUCAAGAGUAAAGUUCCUGUUAGAAGCAUGUCUUUAAUAUCAAAAAUAAUUGAUAGAAUUUGUGAAAAUGCAAAUACAAUUAACGAAGUGACACUUGCUGCUUUACUUAAGGUUAUUCGGCUUUCACGAAAGUUCCCUAUUGACAAUAAAAUAUGCAUAUUUCUGGACACGUUGCAGUCUCAAGUACCACGUCUCUCAAUUAUGUGUAAUGUUCACAUAGCCUUGCUUGCAAGCAGUACUCUAACAAAACAUGAAAGCUGUCUUUUUAACAUUGCUAAUACUGUUUUAUCAAACAUGUCACGAACACGUAUAAAAGAUAUGGAACGGUUGGUGCUUACCUUUGGAACUCUUAACGUGAUACCUGAUACUAAGGAAAAUUUUAUAGAAAGAGUAAUUGAAGAAUUAAGAAAAUCAGACCGAGAAACUGAGAUAAAAACUCAUGGUCGAUCAUUUGCAUGUUGUGUAGCAUAUCUGGGCCUAUUGGGAUAUUAUCCUAUUGACCUUAUGGAAAAAGUAUUCAAUAAAGAAUUUCUUGAAAACACCUAUGGAAAAUACUGCCUAGCAUAUGGUCGAGAAAUAUUAACUAUUCAUAACUUAGUAAAAAUAUUUCACAAAGAAAAGUGUUUGGAAGUUCUCACAGAAAAAGAAGCUGUAAUAUUAGCUAAAAGAUAUACUGAUUAUAUUCCAGAUAUAAAUUUUCAUAAACAGUAUAAUGUUACUGAAAAAAUGUUUUUAGAUUUAAGAAAUAUUGUAGAAACUACCAGAGGGGGACCAGAGUAUGUUACCGGACAACAUAUUCUUACUCAUCAUCAACGAGGAGAUAUAAUAAUCUGUGAUUCUCAAAAUGACAAUCCUGUUGAAGUUAAAGAUGUAUUUAAAUUUGGCAAGCUUAUUCCCGCUCCUAAUGAUAGCAAUAUAUGGAUAGUAUUGGUAAUAGCUGGACGAAAUGUAAUGCUUCAUAACUCUGAUGAGCCAUGUGGUCAUUUAUUAUCAAAAAUUCGGGAGCUUAACGCUAUGGGAUACAAAUCUGCACCAGUGAUCUGGAAUAUUUAUUCAAAACUUAACACUUUUGAAGAAAAAGAAGAAUAUAUAAAUAAUAUCAUUACUGAAGCCAAAUCUAGGUAA
This is a messenger RNA of Pieris macdunnoughi, 1944 nucleotides long. Lineage: Eukaryota; Metazoa; Arthropoda; Insecta; Lepidoptera; Pieridae. The record is from the annotation of a GenBank genome assembly.